GUGAAAUUGAAACGUUUGCUCUCGGACCAGCAUAGAUAACCUCGAGGGUUUCGUUGUUGGAUAUGAUCAUUUAUAAUCGGCAUCUUGAAACAAACGAACGGAUAAUAAUGGCAAACGGACGCCUACUACGGGUAUGGAGCGAGGUUACUUCUAUGGUUACUUCGCGACUCAUUCGCGACUUAGGAAAUACAAACUAAAGGACUGUCAGACGUCGUAGAGAACGGUCGCGGUUCGCGGUAUCUAGUUGGCCCUGGUCUCGCGGGUAGAUCGUCGUCUGUAUUAUCGUUAUUUUUUCAAAUAUUAUAUAUGAUCGAUCAAUGAUAAUUAAGUGCUCAGUUUUAAGUGAUUUCUUCAAUUUUAUCACAUCAGUGAGUGGAACUUGGGUGUAGUUAUUGGUUUCGGAAGGGAAAACUGUUUCGAUCAUGCGCGGCACGACUAAAUAAACUCGAAACUCCAACGCGGUACCUCCCAAACGAUCCUCACGAUGAGUUCGGUCCUGUUGGAGGCACGGCCUUUCAGGCCCUUCCGGUCCAGCGAGGAGUACCUGUACGCCAUGAAGGAGGACCUGGCCGAGUGGCUGCAGACCAUGUACCCCCACCUCAACAUCGCCGUGGAGAACUUCAUGGGGAAGCUGGAGACCGGAGUGGCCUUGUGCGAGCACGCUAACGCCCUGAAAGUUCAGGCGCAGGAGUACGUGGAGAAGAAGCAGGCAAAGAAGGUGAUGACUCGAUCGGUGACUGGAUCUCUGGCAGUCGCUCAAGCCAUCGUCAAGAUCGCCGAAGUCAAAUAUUUCAAUACGGCCAAGCCAGGAACCUUCUUUGCUAGAGACAACGUGAGCAAUUUCAUCAAUUGGUGCCGAAACUCGCUGAAAAUAAUUGAAUGCCUUCUCUUCGAAUCUGACGAUUUGAUUAUGAGAAAAAACGAAAAACACGUCAUCUUGUGUCUGUUAGAAGUGGCCAGGAGAGGUGCCAAAUUUGGAAUGUUAGCUCCGAUGCUGGUACAGAUGGAAAGGCAAAUCGACAGGGAGAUAGCUGCCGACCAGAAGAAGCUGGGAGUGAAUUUCAACGAAGGGCUGGACAACCAGAACGUUUUAGACGAUGACGACGACGACAGCGACCUCGAAGACGAAGAAACGGUUUUGAUGUACGGACCGGCACCGCAAAUCGUCACCAACGAUUUGAAAAGUCUGGACGAAAUGGUCAGAGAUUUGGUAGAAAAAUGCACUUGUCCAACGCAGUUUCCGAUGAUCAGAGUGUCCGAAGGAAAAUAUAGAAUUGGUGACACCAAAGUGCUGAUCUUCGUUAGGAUCCUCCGCAACCACGUGAUGGUGCGAGUGGGCGGUGGUUGGGACACCCUGUCCCACUACUUGGACAAACACGACCCCUGCAGAUGUCGCAGCCAGCACAGAACGACGCAGAGCGCGAAGCUAGUGAACAAACCGGGAGCAGUCGAUCUGCAUGGGUCGCAAGUUUACUAUGACAGAUCGUCCGCCCCCGACCCGCCCAACGCCCCCACCCUCACCGCGCAGGGCGCGCCCGCCUACCUCGGCCCGCCCACGAACGCCCUCAACAGGUCGCGGUCCCGCUCGCCGGCCGGCCGCCGCUCACUCAGCCCGCGCAAGGGCCUAGCCCCGCCCCCGAUGCGGUCGAGGAGUCCCACGCCCAACUACACAUCCAGCCUGGACGCCAAGCUGUCGACGGGCGGGAGUCCGCAGCGCAGGGCGGGCCCGCAGUCGCUGCCCGCCCCGCCCAAGGCGAGGAGCGUCGUUAGCAGCAUGCAGAUCCCGAUAGAUGCCAAGGUUUUGAAAUCAGAAAUCAGUCUACAGGUGAACGAUACUGACCAGCACAGUGAUACGACUUCAGAAAUGUCCGACGAAGGCUACAGAAGCCUUGGAAUAAUACAAGAUAAAAGUAGGCAAAGGUCUUCAUUUUACAGUCAAAAUUCUGCAGAAGAUGCUGAAGAAAAUGAGCAUCUCAUGUACACAGAAGACGAAUUGAACGAUUUCGGCCUCAGAAAAACCCAGUUCUCACAAAGAAUCUACGACAACGAAGCGAACAUCAAGGCGAAACUGGAGAAAACCCUCCAGUCCAUGGAGAAGCUGUCCGAAUCUCCCUCCAGAUCGCCGGAGAUACCUCGGCAAGAAGAAAUAACCUCGGUCGCCGCUAAAACCCGCGAGCGCUCUUUCCUGAGUUCGAAACCGGAAGUCCAAAAGAAAUCCUCCAGCAGGACGAGCAGCGCGGAAAGGGCACCGGAAGUACAGAAGAGUCCCAGAAAGGGCGCUUCGCAACUGAAGAAGCCCGAAUCUAAGAUCAGCACUUGGAGUGGACGGCCUAAAAGUUCGCGGCCUAGCGUGACGAUGGAAACGUUCGUUUCUCCUUUUGCCAGGAAUUCAACAGGCAGAAGAAGCGUUUCGGCUAUCAACGACAGACGUUCCUCCUCCACCAACACCUCUCCUACCAAGAGCAAACUGAAGCAGGAGCUGCUGCAGACUGUCAAGCAAGCCGACGAUGAUGACGAAGCGAUAGCGCUGCAGGUGCAAGCGCUGCUGCGGAAGUAUGGCAGCCUCAGCAUCCUCAACCACGAGGACGAGGAGCCGACGAGUUCACCGUUCGCGAGGACCUCGGACAGGGUGUCUUUCCGGAGCCCUCGCAAGGACUCUCGGCCGGAAAACAACCUGUCGAGGAUACCGGCGCCGAAGCUGGUCGCUAAGUCUUAGAAGAGGGGGGGGGCGAGUCAAGAAACCGAGUCUCGAUAAACAACACAUUUUUCAACUCUCAUUCAUAUACAGAGUGUUCCUUAAUAACAAGCUAAUAUUCAAGGGGGCGAUUCUUGGACUCAUUGCAAGAAUAAAACUUUAUAUGAACGUAUGUCGUAAACGUCCUAACUUUUGAGAUACAGGAUAUCCAAGUUGAAAAUAUGCAGCAUAGAUUAUUUUUUUGUCCACCCUGUAUAGCUUUUCGUGAUGACAAAAUUCAGUCUGCUCUGUGAGUGAAACGGUGCAGAAAUUUCAAAAUGUUAUUACAUACUGUGGUUAUCCCAUAAUUGAUGUCCUGAAUGGAGUAGGUACUCAGCUCAGCAUUUACAU
Molecule: messenger RNA, 3085 nt
Organism: Phaedon cochleariae (mustard beetle)
Lineage: Eukaryota; Metazoa; Arthropoda; Insecta; Coleoptera; Chrysomelidae
Source: the annotation of a GenBank genome assembly